Molecule: messenger RNA, 1768 nt
Organism: Conger conger (European conger)
Lineage: Eukaryota; Metazoa; Chordata; Actinopteri; Anguilliformes; Congridae
Product: transmembrane protein 74
Exons: 2
Coding region: 473-1327 (284 amino acids)
Source: RefSeq, a predicted model, not a curated record
ACAAUAUAAAUCCCGAUUCGAUAAGCACGAUUACUGAUAUAACCCAUCUACAUUUAUGUAAGCGUCACACAUGACACAUUCAUCUUGUAUUUUUAUACUAUUAUUACGCGUUUGCUAUGGCAUCAACUACGAUUCCCAUAAUCCUGUGAUUCAUUUUCUUCCCCCUUUCGUUUCUGUUUAUUCGAGACAUCGCCAGAGCGGUCUAAAGCGGCUCAAGGGUACCGGGAACUCAUUUCAGCACCAUAGCGAGGCAGCCAAAGCCUUGCGUGGGAGGGACUUGCAAAACCUUUCCAUUCAAUUACCCUAGGAACAGCAGAAGGGAAUGCUAACGCGUGGAGAUAUAGAAAAGGUAUUUAAACGAGUCCGUAUAUGUCUAAGUCUACGAAACAAAUAAUUUGUGGGGUUAAGGUAUUCUCGAAAUGUCGUGAGACGCCACGGGGAAAUUGCAAAAAGAAAGAACGGAAAUAAUCUAAUGGCUUCUCUGGAGCUCCUUUACAUAGAUAAAGAAGGCAGACAAUCCGAUCCAGAGAGCAGCGAUUUAAAUCCGCUGCAUAUUCAUAAGUCAAGUAGUUCAGUCGGCAAGACAAUUUCCAGAGAGCACCAGAGCAAUUCGGCUCAGAGGGCAUCUGCUUGCGAAGGACAAUGUAAUUCAGCACCAAGGACGGCUCCACCGAACGGGGGGUUGUACAGCACGCACAACCAACCGGCCCCGGAGAACGAGGUCAAAGUGUGCUGCGACGAAGAAUUGGAGACAUCUUUCACGUACGUAGACGAAAAUGUCAACCUGCAGAGAGCCAGUCCGCAGCUGCCCGGGAAGAGUCCUCUGGGAAUCUCAUGCCACAGCUCCUCCAGCGAGAUUCGUCCGGAAGGUUUCCAGGAACUCUCAAUGAUGUCCGACGACGAGCUCGCCUCGGAUGCCUCGGGUAAAUCUGUGGACUAUGGGUUCAUCAGCGCGGUCACGUUUCUAGUAACCGGAAUCUCGCUUGUGGCCGUCUCCUAUGCGGUCCCUCGCGAUGUAAAAGUGAACCCGGAAAGCGUGUCCGCGAGGGAAAUGGAGCGGCUGGAGAAUGAGAGCGCCAGAAUUGGGGCGCACUUGGACCGGUGUGUGAUAGCGGGGCUGUGCCUACUUACUUUGGGCGGGGUGGUGCUCUCCACACUGCUGAUGAUAUCUAUGUGGAAGGGCGAAAUGUACAGGAGAAAGGCUUUCGCAUAUUCGAAACAGUCCGCCAAACUGUACGGCUCUACCAAUUUGAGAAUGAGAUCAAGCCCGUCUCAGGCUCCUUCACAAGUGUCAAUUGAUGAGGCGGAUGUGGACACACUAACCUAAAUGGUCUUAUCCAGCUAGUAGAUUACUCCCCUCCAUGUAAAUAACACACCCCAACAAGAAAAAGUGCAGGCUUGAUUACUUUCUGUGAAAACAUACAUAGAGACAUGGUGUGUAAAACAUUUGAAGAAGCUUCUUUAUAUGUAUCAAUGCCACAGCAUUAAACUAAUUGGUUGUGAUAUUUAAUGGAGCUUUCAUAAACGUUCCUAAUUAAUUGCAGGUCAGUAAGAUGUGUGGCACUGAAACUAUGUUAAAAAUAUUUUCACUGUUACUUUCUUUUGUGCAUGAUGACAAACAAAUUAUGUGAAAUUCUGUACAAGUUGCAUUUGAGGCACUGGAUAUUUAUUUAUAAAUUAGAUUGCUUAUUGAGGCAGCUUGUGUUUUUUUUUACUGAAGAUGUCAUCACUGAGGAGUGUAUUCAUUAUUAAAAGUAUUCAGUUUUAA